AUUACGCUAUCGAAAUAAUGGAAGUUGAAAAUGAAAAAGUUGCUUCUAAAACCACCAAAAAGUCGAAGAAAAAAGCAAAGGAACCAGGAAUAAUAUAUUUCAGUAGAAUACCUACGUAUAUGAGUGUUAAAAAGAUACGUCAGAUAUUCAGUGUAUACGGUGAAUUGGACAGAAUCUUCCUUCAACCAGAUGAGAGGGCCCCAGAACAUAAGAAGAAUAGAGUAUUCUCAGAAGGAUGGAUUGAGUUCAAGGAUAAAAAGAUUGCUAAGCAAGUUGCUGUUACCCUUAAUAACAAACAAAUUGGGGGCAAACGGAGAAGCCCCUGGUAUGAAGAAGUCUGGAUGAUGAAGUACCUCCAUCGCUUUAAAUGGGCUCAUUUAAAUGAAAGACUUGCAUAUGAAAGUGCAGUGCACACACACCGUAUGAGAACUGAAAUUGCCCAGGUCAAAAAAGAAACAAAUUUCUAUAUCGAUAACAUUGAAAAGCGAAAAGCUUUCAAACGAAUUGAAAAGAAAAAAGAACGAACACUGAAUCUUAGACCUUGGGAGUUUCACCAAGCUGCAACAGAAGAUGAAAUUCAGGAUAAAAAGAGAAAGCGCAAAGGUGUUGAAGAUGAAAAAGUUCCAGAGAAAAAGAAACAGAAAGGCUCUGAUGCUGCAGUUGGAAAUAAUAAAUCAUUCAUGAAAAGGAUUUUCUCUGGUGGAUUACAAGCAGAUGAUAGUGAUGAUGAAUCUUGAGAUAUAGCCCAUGAGUCUAAAUCAUAUUUUGGCCAGUUAUCAAGGGAUUAGUGAACAGACGUGAAUGUCAAGGCAAAUGGCAAAAAUGGCACAUUCAAAGAAUAAAUAACUCAAUAUCAGGAGAAUCUAAUGGCCAUUACCUUUAGUCUGGCAUCUAUAUAUGAUAAAUAGGAAUGGAUUUUUUUUUAAAAUAAUUAUGUUUGAGGUAAAAAUUAUUUUUGAGGUAAAAAUUCGAAAUUUGAUCGUAUGAUUUAAAAAAUCAAGGUGGAAAAAAUCAUAAUCUAAUGGUCGCUUCCUGAAUAUAUAAUGUACAUUAAAAUGCAUUGUGAAGAUUAAGAAUAUAUUUUUGUCAAUAUCAGAAUUAAAUAUUUGAAUUAUUUUUUGUUGUUGUAUUUUGGGAAUAUCUUAGUUUGGCCCAAGUAAGAAAGACAAAGCCACACUUAACUCAAAAGCAGACACAGUUGGGAAAAUUUACGGAAUG
Owenia fusiformis is the source of this 1218-nucleotide messenger RNA. Lineage: Eukaryota; Metazoa; Annelida; Polychaeta; Sabellida; Oweniidae. The record is from the annotation of a GenBank genome assembly.